AUGGCUGAACUCGUGGGAAGUGCUCUUCUCUCCGGCUUCUUUAAUGUCUUGCUUGAUAGGAUGGCUACUCAAGAGGUCCUUAACUUCUUCCGAGGAAAGAAAGUCCUUGCUAAGCUUCUUGACGAGUUAAAGAUCAGGUUGUUGUCUGCUAAUAAGUUGAUGAAUGAUGCUGAGGUGAAACAACUCACAGAUGAAAACGUGAAGAAGUGGCUUGAUGAUCUUAAACAAGUGCUUUAUGAAGCAGACCACGCAAUGGAUGAAAUCAACACCGAAGCUCUGCGGCGCAAGGUGGAAGCUGGUGAUCAAUCUGGAAGCAGAGCUAGCAAGUUUAUCAACUCUAUUUCAACAUUUUUCGGUGCAUUUGAGAACACUGUAAGAUCCGAAAUAGAGGAUAUCCUUAGCAGAUUAAAGUCUCUUUCGGAUCAAGCACUUUUCCUUGGUUUGAAAGAAGGUGAUCAGAAAAGACUGUUACGGCGACUACCUGCCCCUUGGGCUGAAGAAUCUGAUGUUUAUGGAAGGGAGAAAGACAAAGAGAAGAUUAUCGAAGUGGGUACGGAAGAGUGCGAUGUAUUCGAAGUAACGAAAGCACUUUUCGGGAAAACCUCCAAAAGAAACUCUGAUACGAAGGACCUGUAUGACCUUCAAGAAGAAUUGAAGAAGUUUUUGAUGGCGAAGAAAUUUCUUUAUGUUCUUGAUGAUGUUUGGAAUGAGGAUUAUCAAUUUUGGGAGCUUUUACAGAGCCCUUUAAAAUCUGAUGCGCAAGGAAGCAGAGUCAUUGUGACCACUCGGAGUAUGAUCGUAGCAUCAAAGAUCCGUAAUGUUCGAGCUUAUGACCUGAAGACAUUAUCUAAUGAUGACUGUUUGCACUUGUUUAGAAAGCAUGUCUCUGACAAUACGGAAUCCAGUGUAGUGGCGGAUUCGCAAGAAAUUGGCAUUGAAAUUGUGGAAAGGUGCAAGGGCGUUCCUCUGGCAGUAAAAUCUAUUGCUGGUGUUUUACGCUCUACACAUCCAGAAGAAUGGGGAUUGAUAUUGCGAAGUGACAUAUGGCAGCUGAAGUUUCAGGAAAAUCACAACCCCAAAAUUCUUCCAGCGUUGUGUUUGAGCUACCAUUUUCUACCAGCACAUCUGAAGCGUUGUUUUGCUUACUUAUCAAUAUUUCCAAAAGAUUAUCCAUUUCGUGAAAGCGAUACAGAUUACAUAAUCUGGUUGUGGAUGGCAGAGGGGCUUUUGCAACCUCAAGAAGGAAAACGGAUGGAAGAUAUUGGAGUAGAGUACUUGAAUGCAUUGAAAGCAAGAUCAUACUUCCAGCAAUCUAGUUGGGAUAAAUCAACUCUCGUUAUGCACGACCUAAUCCAUGAUUUGGCUGUAAGUGUGUCGGGUGAGUUUUGUCAUUUAUCAGAUGGCUGUAAUGAUCACUCAUGCAACCUUAUGAACAAGACUGGUCAUUUUUCAUAUGGAAAAAAGUCCACAGACUUGAGAGAGUUAGAGGGUUUGAGCAAACUCAAGUGCUUGCGCACAUUCCUAGCAUUGCCAUAUUCAAAGGUGACGCAAAGUAUCCUUCAUGAACUAUUGCUAAGAGCUGGAGGAUGCCUAAGAGUUCUUUCUCUAGCUGAAUCUUAUAUCAAUGAAUUGCCAGAUUCAAUUGGUAAUCUGAAACAUUUAAGGUACUUGGACUUAUCUCAAUCGAAGGUCAAAGAAAUUCCAAGUUCAAUUUGUACUCUAUACAACUUGCAAACACUGUUGUUGUUAAAUUGUGUAGAAAUUACACAAUUGCCAACUAGCAUGUGUUGCUUAAUCAACCUACGUCAUCUCGUGAUCAAAGGAACGCCAUUAAAAGAGAUGCCGCCACAGAUGUGCAAGUUGAAAAAUCUACAGACGUUAAGUGAUUUUGUCUUGGGCAAAAAUGGUGGCUCUAGGAUCAAAGAGUUGGGAGAGCUACAGUGUUUGCGUGGAAGUCUUUGCAUUUCAGGACUUGAAAACGUGGUGGAUGUUGGGGACGUGAAGCAGGCUGAUUUGAAGAACAAAGAGCAUCUUUCUGAGCUUAUUUUAGAAUGGGAGUAUGGAGAGAUUGAUGAUUCAACAAAAGAAAGACAAGUGCUUGAUGCGUUGAAACCGCAUGGAAAGCUGAAGAAACUCGAAAUCAGAGGUUACAGGGGUACAAUAUUCCCAGAUUGGGUAGCACAUAAAUCAUUUAGUGACUUGGUUGAAGUUUUUCUGAUUCAUUGUGAACGUUGUUGCUUGUUGCCCUCAUUUGGGCAACUACCUUCCCUCAGAAAGCUAAGGAUUGAGUAUAUGAAUGGGUUGGAAAGCAUAGGAGAUGAUUUUUAUGGUACUUCCUUGACAAAGCCAUUUCCAUCCUUAGAAAGCUUAAUAAUUUGUAAUAUGGAUCUGUUGGAGAAUUGGUCAUUUGCUGGAGUUGAGCAAGGAGGAGAACUUUUCCCUCGUCUCGAGGAUAUAUUUUUCAGAUCCUGUAAGAAACUAAAAGUUGGACUACCCGCUGGUUGUUUUCCCUCCUUGGAGAGAAUUGAAAUUGGUAAAUGUGUAGAAAUGGUGAGUGUAUUUCCAAUAAGUCAAGUAGAGAUUGAUUCCGCAUGUCCCUCUCUUAAACUUAUAAGUUUAGUGGUUUGUCCAAGAUUAGAGUCAUUUUCAACAAUGGGCUUGCCCUCUAAUUUAAAGGCACUUCUAAUCAAUAGUUGCCCAAUACUCAACUAUUGGGAUUUGCAAAGACUCUCCUCUCUUCAAUGCUUAUGGCUCGAUGGAUGUCAAUUUGAAGAAGCGGUGGAUUCAUUUCCAGAGGAAGGGCUGCUUCCAUCCACUUUGACUUCUCUUAUAAUCUGUGACUUCAGAAACCUUAAAGCCCUAAACGGAAAAGGAUUUCAGCAACUCACCUCCCUCCAACAAUUGGAUAUAUCUAACUGCAUAGAAUUAGAGAGCUUGCCAGAAAAAGGGAUUCCCCGUUCUCUUACUUGUUUAUUCAUCUUGAAUUGUCCUCUGUUAAAUGAGCGGUGCAAAAGAGGAACAGGGGAAGAUUGGCCCAAGAUUCAGCACAUCCCCAACAUAACAAUCAAUUUGGAAAAAGUAUGAGAAAGCAUUAUGCAUUUCUGUCCCUCCCCAUCCUCAGUGUGCUCCAAUCAUCUCUUCAGUCUAAUAUAAGAAUCAUAGAGGAAUUCGUGACCUUAGAACAAACCGAUGGAUGUGAUUAAUCUCUGCAGAUGUAUCAGAAUCAGCCACACGCAAGGCUCCAGGAGGAAUGUCUACUAAUGUUUCUUCUUAAAUAUUCAGAGGACACUUUCUAGGAGCUGCAGCAUCAUGGGUUGUGCAACUUGCCUUCGAGAUUUGCCAAUUCUUAGUACAAGUUAAGCAUCUUUGGAAUAUUUAUCAAUUGUACAUGACGCAUUCUAAAGAAGAAGGUGGUGAAAUCGAAACAGAAAAACAAGUGAAAUUGCAUCACUAGUUUUCGCUUCUGUUGAAGCAGGGGACUUGUGCCACUGUAUUUUGCUCUUGAACUAGCGAAUGAAUUGUUUCUGCAGGCUGCAUUGUUGAUCUGUAAUGUUAGAGUUAAUGUUGCUGAUGUGCUGCAUAAUUUGGAUCUCAAAUGCCGAUUGCUCGGACUACAAGUCAAUGUUGUCUUUUAUGUAAUUAUAUAGAGAUUGUUGUAUCUGUAUAAGUAAGGGUACUUGAUCAUCGAUGUAAUUCACUGGUUCACUCUGUUGGCUUUAGUCUGUUUUGCUUAGGCAUUUUGAGUGUGUAAUUUGGAUCCUUGCAAUAAGAUCAGACUCUGCACACUGAGUCCCGGGGAUGUAGCCAGUUCUUUGGCCAAACCCCGUUAACAAAUUCUGAC
Molecule: messenger RNA, 3841 nt
Organism: Morus notabilis
Lineage: Eukaryota; Viridiplantae; Streptophyta; Magnoliopsida; Rosales; Moraceae
Product: putative disease resistance RPP13-like protein 1
Exons: 5
Coding region: 1-3084 (1027 amino acids)
Biological process (GO): defense response to other organism
Molecular function (GO): ADP binding
Source: RefSeq, a predicted model, not a curated record